GUGCAAACAUUUUUGAGUAAAGUAGAAUAAGCUGAUUAAGUAAUGUGUACAUUUACUGAUGACUAGAUCGAAACCCCACCACGCGUAAACAACGUGAACGCAUCCAGGGUUCUAGACGCGAUGCUGAGGAACGCUCGCCAAAGCGGCGGCGAAAAAUCCGAGCGUUUUACCGCCUGUGCUAUCUGCGCAUGUCCGGAGAUCUAUGAGCAAGUCAACCUCGCGAGGACUUGGUUCAUGUAUCUGCUAUGGCCAUUCACAGCCGGAUCUCACAAGCCAUCACACCUGAUCUCUGAUCAAACCACGCCGACUAUUGACGACACCUAUGUUAGCCUCGUAAGUGCCCAUACGGAACGGCGUAGCGGAUUUAGGAGCGAUCUUAAUCGGCGACACGGUUAUAGAUGCGUUAUCACCGGUGUGUGGGAUGGAGAACACAGGCCCGCCAGUAGCGAUCAGGCUUGGGCGAUCUUGACAGGAGCGCAUAUCCUGAAACGAGCCAUCGGUGUUUUCACCCUGGAUCGGGUAAGGAUUUCUCUGCCAGCUGCGACGUUGAACAUCAUUCGACAAUACUCAGGAAUAUUCGAAGAAACUAUUCAAGAUAUGGCAAGGCUCGUAGGUGAUCCUUCCACCGGCGUGAUGCUCCAAGGCGAUGUCCACACUGUUUUUGAUAAGCUAAAAGUAUACCUCGAGCAGACGGAGCGAGAAAACGAGUACGUAGUCAAAGAAGUUAGCAGCGGGUGGUGGAUACAUCGCGACGUUCUCGAUAGAACUAUCACCUUCCGGAAUCACGCUGCUCCUACACGAGACAUAUCGUUGCCUAACCCUCAUUUCAUCGUCCUACAUGCAGCCAUCUCUCAAAUUUUGCAUAUGAGCGGUGCAUCCGAGGUAUUCGCACAGAUUUUGGACCUCUAUGAUGGAGCAGCAGGAGGCAAUGCCCGAAUUCUGAAAAGCAAUGGAAAUCCAGUCCAUCAAUUAUCUUCGAUGAUGUCUGCACUGUAUAUCAGCGCCUCGUUGGAGUCCGCUGCAUAGAGGUUGCAGUAUUGUCUGCUAUGUUGUUGGUGUGAGUCCAAUGAGCGUACCAUUGGACCUAAAAACAUGUACGGCACGCGAGAUACAAAGAUGCAGCCUCGCAAGGGAUAGUAUGUGCUAGGUACUGUUGCAAAGUCGUACCACAUGGCGACUCCGGUGAAUCCAAUCUUUGACCACUCUCCCCGCAAAAGAAGAAUCCAGAUUCAUGUUACCCUGAAGAACCUGGUCCGAUGGUAGCAUCAACAGUACAGCGGGUCAGCCUGUCCAAUACCUCCGUCAUCAUCGGUCGCUUUUUCGGGUCUUCAUCCAUAAGUUGCGACGAAAUCUCAAGGAGGGUAUCGCGAUCCGUGGAUGGGCGACAUUUGUUGCACAGCUCCUC
Messenger RNA from Suillus clintonianus, 1405 nucleotides. RefSeq lists its product as uncharacterized. The record is from RefSeq and is a predicted model, not a curated record. NCBI's taxonomy places the organism in Eukaryota, Fungi, Basidiomycota, Agaricomycetes, Boletales, Suillaceae. The transcript has 6 exons. Bases 121 to 1026 code for a protein of 301 amino acids.